Molecule: messenger RNA, 1741 nt
Organism: Spodoptera exigua (beet armyworm)
Lineage: Eukaryota; Metazoa; Arthropoda; Insecta; Lepidoptera; Noctuidae
Source: the annotation of a GenBank genome assembly
AUGGCCUUAAAGGAUGCCGACGACUUUGGUCAGGGUCGUAUGAACCAGUUGGGUGGCGUGUUCAUCAACGGUCGUCCGCUGCCGAACCACAUCCGUCUGAAGAUCGUGGAGAUGGCGGCGGCGGGAGUGCGGCCCUGCGUCAUCUCGCGCCAGCUCCGCGUCUCGCACGGCUGCGUCUCCAAGAUACUCAAUAGAUACCAGGAAACGGGCUCCAUACGUCCCGGUGUGAUUGGUGGGUCCAAGCCAAGAGUUGCAACUCCUGAAGUUGAGAACAGGAUAGAAGAGCUGAAGAGACAAAACCCAGGUCCAUCAUCUUGUGAAGACUCAGAUACCGAGUCGGAGCCAGGAAUCACGUUGAAGAGGAAACAGCGAAGGUCUAGGACCACCUUCUCAGGAGAUCAGCUGGAAGCUUUGGAACGCGCUUUCACCAGGACUCAAUACCCUGAUGUAUACACUAGAGAGGAACUCGCACAGAAAACCAAGCUAACUGAAGCUAGAGUUCAGGUAUGGUUUUCUAACCGGAGAGCUCGACUUCGAAAACAAUUGAACUCGCAACAACUGAGCGCCUUCAACACGAUGUCCCUGCAGUCUGCGUUCCCAUCUGUACACCAACAAUAUGAGCCUCCAUCUACAUUUAACGCACAAUGUGCAUCAUGGCAACAAUCAUAUUCAUCAGCAUUAGGCUCCAGCUCCGUCCUGAACUCAGCUCUAGCUCCUUCCCUUCACCAAUCAGCAUUGACUGCUCCUUCUGUAUGCCAGUCAGCGCUUGCAGCUUCCAGUCUCCAUCCCCCAACGUCAAGUUCAUUCUCCUCCGGCAAUCUUACUCCCCUUUCCCACUCUUCAGAACUUGCUACUCCCUUGCAAGCACCAACUGAACCAACUCCUCCGAGCUCGAGUCCCUCAACGACGAGUCCUUCUGCAAACCAAAGCAGUGCACUCACUUACCAACAUUCAACAUACGCGAAUCCAAGUGAACCUGUAUCUCACCCGUAUGGAUAUGGAGACUACUCCAAGCAAGAGCACGCCAUGUCAGCGCACAACCACUGGACCACCAGGCAACUCAGCGGACACGCGCAAAACAAACUCGCAGAAGUCAGCGCCUGGCCUGAAAACUAUAGUUCAUUCUUCGGCACCAACGCGUCUCAUUACGCCUCGCACGCGCAUUCGCCCACUGAAGCCAAAUCCGGCUACCCUUACUUAGGCCAACUUGGGGGUAUGGAUAUGGGCAGAGUGCACUAGAGAACCAGAUAAAUGCCUUACGAAAUAAUAGUUUUUAUUACAUUGUAUUUAGAUUCACAAUACAUGGUCCAGAUCAUAUCGAAAUGUGCCUUCAUAAUACCGAAUCUAAUAUUUCUUUAUUAAAGAAUAUUUAUAUUUACAACGACGCAAUAAAGAUGUACAUAUAAUGUUAUCCGAUAGAUAUUUUCAGAGCCUUCAUUAGUAUUUUCUAUAUCAUAGAGAUGUGUUGUAUAAUACGUAGUUUCGUAGUAUGUUUUAUAUUGAAUAAUGUUUAAUGGUUCCUCAACUAGAAUGCGCCCACUAAAUACAAAUUUUCCCUUAGAUACUACCCUAUUUUAGAUAUAGAUCGUUGCUACAUUUUAUAAGUUGUUAUAAUGUAUAUUGUAUUUUAGAUAUAAUCAAUGUUAGUAAAAAAAUGUUGAAUUAAUGUUUCAAAAUAUCAAUAGACAUGUAACUUUCCUAAUAAUUAAAUAUAAUACAUAUAGUUGCUAAAAGAUAGACG